Molecule: messenger RNA, 1272 nt
Organism: Sitophilus oryzae (rice weevil)
Lineage: Eukaryota; Metazoa; Arthropoda; Insecta; Coleoptera; Curculionidae
Product: zinc finger protein 99-like
Exons: 1
Coding region: 393-1217 (274 amino acids)
Biological process (GO): regulation of transcription by RNA polymerase II
Molecular function (GO): DNA-binding transcription factor activity; RNA polymerase II cis-regulatory region sequence-specific DNA binding
Source: RefSeq, a predicted model, not a curated record
UAUAGUUAUUGCUCUAUGACAUAGUGUUUUAAUUAUACCUCUUUUGGUUGCUUCAGAAUGGUAUAAUGUAUGAGAAUUUGAGAGUCAGUAAAAUUAUAUGGUGGCUUUUAAGAAUUACCAGGUUAGUUAAAAAAACUCUGACUAUCAAAAUCACAAAUCAUUUUGAAAAUUACCCCGUAUGUGUAUUCUGACUUUUAAACCAGUUUUCGAGGAAUUACUUUACUUAAGUUUUCUGGGAGAUUGCCGCACUGCUUGUAGGGUAUUUUUAACUUCAAUAAACUAUUUACUGAACUAGUAUUAAACUCAUUUACUUAAAAUACAAAUAUUGAUAAUUUUGUUUGUAUUUUAGGUUUAAUUCCGCAGAUCCAACUAAUGAAAAUCUAGAAAAUGCGAUGAAUUUCGAACAUUUAUCUGAAAAAUAUACUUGUGAAUCGUGUAGUUACCAGUAUACUGCCAAAAUUCUCUUAAAAGAGCACAUCGUCAAAGUACACGCUCAUGACUAUCGCUUUUUCUGUCAGUUUUGUGGAAAAGGUUUUUCCUUGGAAUGUCGCAGGAGAGAGCACGAGAAGAGAGUGCAUACCAAAACGACUCCCAAGAGAGAAAUACCAUGGGUUUGUGACGAUUGUGGCAAAGUACUUGCUAAUCAAUAUAUUUAUGAGGGACACAAAAUUAUAUGCCACCCAAGCGAGAUAAAUUGUUACUGUGUUAAAUGUGGUAAAGCUUUUCCAUCGCUAAGUUAUUUACAACAACACGACCUUGCCAAUCAUUCCGAUAGAGAGCCAUUUUUUUGUUCGGAAACCGAUUGUGGAAAGAUAUUUAAAACUAAAUAUAACUUGAAGAUGCAUAAGCUCAUUCAUGAUAAAAACCGGCAGUUUGUUUGCGGACAUUGCGCUAAAGUAUUUAUUCACGUUGCCUCUUUUAAAAGACAUUUGAAAGAACAUAAAGAAGGAAAGAAAUUAUAUCAGUGCGAAGUUUGUUUGAAAACCGUUACUAGCAACGAUAGUUUAAAAAUUCAUAUGAGAAUACAUACCGGAGAAAAACCGUUUAAGUGUUCUUAUUGCGAAAAAGCUUUUGCAUCGAAAUUAUUGCUGAAAACUCAUAUAGUCGUGCAUACUAAGGAAAAGAGAUAUGUUUGUCGGAUUUGUGAUAAAGGAUUUACUCAGCGAGGAACACUCAGAGUUCAUUUCUCAAAGAAUCAUCCUUCUGAAGUGUUAUAGUUAAAAACAGACAUGUACAGGAUGGGUCAAAUUCGACGCUUUUAAAUGGAAACAC